Messenger RNA from Octopus sinensis (East Asian common octopus), 1338 nucleotides. RefSeq names its product collagen alpha-1(XIV) chain-like. The coding region runs from base 1 to 1338 and encodes 445 amino acids. The record is from RefSeq and is a predicted model, not a curated record. The transcript has 7 exons. NCBI's taxonomy places the organism in Eukaryota, Metazoa, Mollusca, Cephalopoda, Octopoda, Octopodidae.
AUGUCUAGUGAGCAAGCUAGUAGUGAUUAUGGAGCAUUGACUUUUGUUGUUUUUGCUCAAAUUCUGGAGAAAACUCCAGCACCUGCCAUUAUAUUACCAACAAAGGUUGUCGAGAAAACUCCAGCACCUGCCAUUACACUACCAACAAAGGGUGAUUGUGGCGGUACAGAAUCUGACAUCAUCUUCAUUUUGGACUCAUCAACUAGUGUCCAAGAAGAAAACUUCAAGAAAAUGCUAAAUUUCAUUGUUGAUUUUGUGUCUGCUGCUUCCAUUGACAAUGGCAAUGUUCGAAUCGGUGCAGUCCUUUACAGUUCAGACGUGAAAAUCCAAUUCCAUUUGAAUGCUUUCCAAACAAAGCAAGAAGUAAUCGAUGCAGUCCUCCAAAUUCCAUAUGUUUACGGCAGUACAAACACUUACGGCGGGCUUAACACCAUGCGGACUGUAAUGUUCAGCACAGAGAAUGGUGACAGGGCAUCCGUUCCCAAUAUUGCCAUACUGCUCACUGACGGCGUAUCGAACGUCAAUGCUUACGACACUAUUCCAGAAGCAGUGAAAGCCAGAGAGGAAGGCAUCCACAUAUAUGCCAUUGGUAUUGGUCUAAGUGACACUACAGAAUUGAGCCAGAUUUCCUCAUUACCUGUUGACGAAAACAUGUUUAUUGUGACUGACUUCAACGAACUGUCGAAUCUGAAAGAAAGAAUAUUUGAGCAGUAUUGCCCAGAAGGAGGUCAACCAGAACCAACUAGGAGGACACCUAUAAUUGAGACGACAAGAAAGAGAGUUGUGGAGAAAACUCCAGCACCUGCCAUUACACUACCAACAAAGGGUGAUUGUGGCGGUACAGAAUCUGACAUCAUCUUCAUUUUGGACUCAUCAACUAGUGUCCAAGAAGAAAACUUCAAGAAAAUGCUAAAUUUCAUUGUUGAUUUUGUGUCUGCUGCUUCCAUUGACAAUGGCAAUGUUCGAAUCGGUGCAGUCCUUUACAGUUCAGACGUGAAAAUCCAAUUCCAUUUGAAUGCUUUCCAAACAAAGCAAGAAGUAAUCGAUGCAGUCCUCCAAAUUCCAUAUGUUUACGGCAGUACAAACACUUACGGCGGGCUUAACACCAUGCGGACUGUAAUGUUCAGCACAGAGAAUGGUGACAGGGCAUCCGUUCCCAAUAUUGCCAUACUGCUCACUGACGGCGUAUCGAACGUCAAUGCUUACGACACUAUUCCAGAAGCAGUGAAAGCCAGAGAGGAAGGCAUCCACAUAUAUGCCAUUGGUAUUGGUCUAAGUGACACUACAGAAUUGAGCCAGAUUUCCUCAUUACCUGUUGACGAAAACAUGUUUAUGUGA